This is a messenger RNA of Scomber japonicus (chub mackerel), 2201 nucleotides long. It is a transcript of the gene hapstr1a, whose product is annotated as HUWE1 associated protein modifying stress responses a. Bases 188 to 1060 code for a protein of 290 amino acids. The record is from RefSeq and is a predicted model, not a curated record. The transcript has 5 exons. NCBI's taxonomy places the organism in Eukaryota, Metazoa, Chordata, Actinopteri, Scombriformes, Scombridae.
AGAAAAAUAGUUAGCUAAGCUUCUCGUCACAGAUGGUGGCAAUAGCGAGUUGCGAGAUAUUAUAGUGCGAAAUAGUAACAACGGUAACAGUAUUCAUGAAAUUGCUCACAUAAUUCGUAACAACGUGUCCAGUUAUUCAACCUUUAACACGUAGUGGUACAUUUCCCCCCGAGUUUUGGUGUAUUAAAUGGAGGAGAAGAAAGAAGACGGAGACUCGGAGAUACAGGAACACGGACCCGAGCACUGGUUCUCAAAAUGGGAGCGGCAGUGUUUGGCCGAAGCGGAGCAGAGGGAGCCGAGCGAGGAGCAGGCCGAUAACGACCAUGAGAAACUGUGGCAUCUGUUUCAGAACUCUGCCACUGCUGUGGCACAGUUAUACAAAGACAGAGUAUGCCACCAGCAGGGCCUGUCAUUGUGGGUGCCAUUUCAGAAUGCUGCUACAGCAGUUACCAACCUCUACAAAGAGAGUGUGGAGGCCCAUCAGAGAAGCUUUGACCGGGGCAUCCAGAUAGGCCACCAACGCCGUAAUAAGGAUAUGUUGGCCUGGGUGAAAAAGCGCCGGAGAACCAUACGUAGGGAGGAUCUUAUCAGCUUUCUAUGUGGGAAAGCGCCACCUCACAGAACUGGCAGGGCCAACACCCGGCUGACCAUGGUGGCCCCUAGCCGAGCUAAUUCACCAGCUGAGACUGGCUCAUCUGUGGAAGCAGACCUCCAGCCCUUCAGGGAGGCCAUAGCACUGCAUGGUCUGAGUGGAGCCAUGGCAAGUAUCAGUGUGCGCUCCGGUGCGCCGGGGUCCCCCACCCACGUUAGUGGGAGCAGCAGUAACGGAGGCGGCACUGGCGGUGGUGGAUCCUCCGGCUCAGGGCCGGUGUGCCGCAGCAGACGUAAUGGGCUCCAAGACGUCGACCUGAACACUUUCAUCUCAGAGGAGAUGGCACUGCAUCUGGACUCUACAGGCUCCGCCUCUGCCGGAGGAGGAGGAACCAGGAAACGAAACUCCACCCAGUGUAGUGACGUCAUCACAGACUCCCCUACUCACAAACGCAACAGGAUGAUCUGAUGUGCUGCCUGCUUAUGUGUGUGAGGGGGUUGGGGGAGGGGGGGAGCCUUGAAAGCCAAGGCUAGGAGAGGGGGAUGGAUGGGCUUAUGUGGACAGAUGUGCAGAUGGACAGACUGACGUUCGGAUCCCUGGCUGUGCAAAAGAAUCUGGGCUAAAGAUGGGGACUGGAGGUUCUCAGAUCAGUCUAUUCAAAUGUUGGAUGAAUCUAUUCCUUGUCUCCUUUCCAUACACUAGUACUACACUAGUACUUCAAAUCACUGAUCCGCAAUCAAAACACUGUGUGCAGGUGUGUGUUCGGUCGAUUGGGAGGUCUGGAACGACACCCACACACCCCACAGACGUCGCUGCCCUGGAAAGGAGACAACAGAGGAAGACACCAACUCAUUCUGGGACGCAGACAGUUUUCAGCGGGGUGAAAAAUGCACUGUGCUGCUUUAAAAAGAAAAAAGUAAAAGCCACUUGAUCCUUGACACAUUUGUGCCCUUCUUCCCUCCCUUAACCUCACUCAUCCUCACCCACCACCUUAAUAAGGAAGUGAGGGCCAUGAUCAAAAAUCGUCUCACUCAGUGAACGGAGUUGCUUGCCAAAACUGUUGGACCCAACUCCUGUCAGACAUUCACCUCUGCGUCAAACAAAAAACAACCCCACCUGUUCUUUUCUGUUACUUCAUCAUUGCAGCUCUCAGUCGGCGUUGCCUGUCAGUGGUGGAGCUAAAUCGCCCAGUAGGAGUAAAAUCCGUGGCAUCGUCCUGCCUCAACGUGUCGCUUGUAACCAGUCUCCCUUUCUCUGGUUCUAGAUUGACGGCAUGUAACUACCAAUAGCAGGCUAUUGAUGUUGGACAUUUAGACUUUAUUCUCUGCUAAACUCUUCUGCUUCAACAGUGGCUCGAUUUCAUUUUUAGUUCAGCCCGUUGUCCGUUUUUUUUUUUUUUUUUAGUUCAACCACCAGUGUUAAAAUUCUAGGUUUGUUCGCCACUGUUUGCAGCAGUGAUAGCCAAAUUAAUUUCGUGUUCUUUCUCCACCUUUUUAUUUUGUCGUUGUUGUUGUUGUUGUUUGUAUUUGUUAAGGAUAAUGGAAAGGAAAUUUUUUUUUCUUUUGUGUAUACAGCUUCUCAGACAGCCUGUUUGCUGCCUGCGACGCCC